AUAUAUUACAAUUAGACCUCUAACUAUCCAAAUACCAACUACGAACACGAUGGAUGUUCACGAAGACACACUCAAGUACAUGAAUGAUUUUGAGCUGUACGACUUUGUUGCUGAUUCAAAUUUUGAUCAGUUCAUCAAUUUGAUCCGAGGGGAGAAUGAAGAUGCCAACUGUGAUCAUUUCGGUUCUGACCUUAUCAAUGAUUGCUUUGUUAACAAUCAGCAGCAGCCCCUUUUAUCUCCUGCAAACCCUUUUGAUCAGAACAACAACAAUAAUAAUAAUGAUGCUGUGAAUGUCUAUGAUCCAAGCUCCACAUUCAGUUCCUUCUCUUGUUUUGAUGGGGAGCUCAAGGGAGAAGGAGAAGAAGAAAAUGAUGGUGAGCAUUCUUCUGGGACAACGACAACGAAGAAUGCUGAUGGCAAACCGAAACUAAAAACUGAUAGGUCAAAAACUCUCAUUUCUGAAAGGAGAAGGAGAGGCCGAAUGAAGGAGAAGCUUUAUGCAUUGCGUUCUUUGGUCCCCAACAUAACAAAGAUGGAUAAGGCUUCUAUAAUUGGAGACGCAGUGUCAUACGUGCAUGACCUUCAAGCUCAAGCUAGGAAGCUGAAGGCAGAGGUUGCAGGACUUGAAGCAUCCUUAUUAGUGUCUGAAAAUUAUCAAGGAUCAAUUAACAAUCCCAAAAAUGUGCAAGUGAUGGCCCGUAAUAUUAGUCAUCCAAACUGCAAGAAAAUCAUGCAGGUGGACAUGUUUCAAGUGGAGGAAAGAGGGUACUUAGCAAAAAUAGUGUGCAAUAAAGGAGAAGGGGUGGCUGCUUCACUGUACAGGGCUCUCGAGUCUCUUGCAGGUUUUAAUGUUCAGAACUCAAACUUGGCUACAGUUGGUGAGAGUUUUCUACUUACAUUUACGUUGAAUGUAAAAGGAACUGAACAAGAAAUUAACCUGCCAAAUUUGAAGCUAUGGGUGACUGGCGCUCUUCUGAACCAAGGCUUUGAAUUCGUGGCAUCUUUUCCUGCUUGACUCACUGCACCAAGUAUGACGUAGAAGCAAUUGCAUUUUAGAGAAUAUGAUGAGCCAUGAAAUAUUACGUAUAAUAUCCACGCCAACAUCUUGAGCUAGUAUGAUAUCACUUAGUAUUACCGCAACACCGUUGCUACCUUCGUUCUGUGUAAUUCUCCAGUUUUCAGAACAAAUAAUAACACUACAAAGACUAGCAAAAUAUAUAUGAAACCACAAACACACACACACACAUGUUCAUAAUAAGUAAACUUCAAAAUUAUUCGUGCAGUCAACAUAUUUCGUACAACAGUAACUGGAGUAAUUGUAAACCAACAAAACUUGCAACAACAAAAAUAUC
Messenger RNA from Glycine soja, 1352 nucleotides. Its product is annotated as transcription factor FER-LIKE IRON DEFICIENCY-INDUCED TRANSCRIPTION FACTOR. The coding region runs from base 50 to 1015 and encodes 321 amino acids. The record is from RefSeq and is a predicted model, not a curated record. NCBI's taxonomy places the organism in Eukaryota, Viridiplantae, Streptophyta, Magnoliopsida, Fabales, Fabaceae. Gene Ontology annotation, biological process: regulation of DNA-templated transcription. The transcript is spliced from 4 exons. Gene Ontology annotation, molecular function: DNA-binding transcription factor activity; protein dimerization activity; sequence-specific DNA binding. Gene Ontology annotation, cellular component: nucleus.